AUGGGAUCAGGUUCUUCACCUUGUGCUUGUUGCAAAUUAUUGAGAAGGCGUUGCACACAAGAAUGUAUCUUUGCUCCUUAUUUUCCUUCUGAUGACCUACGCAAGUUUGCCAUUGUUCAUAAGGUUUUCGGUGCUAGCAAUGUCACCAAAAUGCUCCAGGAGCUUCCGAUUGAUCAAAGAGCAGAAACAGUGAACAGUUUAGUUUAUGAAGCCAAUGCAAGAGUGAGAGAUCCUGUAUAUGGAUGUGUUGGAGCCAUAUCAUAUCUUCAAACACAAGUUUCACAAUUACAAAUGCAACUUGCAAUGGCUCAAGCAGAGAUUCUUUGCAUUCAGAUGCAGCAAGACUCAACUACGGUUACCAACACAUUACCAGCAUGUAAUGACCAAGAUGAGAGAUUGAUGCUCCUAUCUGAAAACAGUAAUUGCCAUGGAGAUCUUUCACAGUAUAUUAACUUUGCAUCUUCAUCUUCUUCCUCAUCUUCCAAUGUAUUCCAAGACUUUGAGCCUCUCAAAAGAGAGUCUUUUUGGGCUUGA
Messenger RNA from Lathyrus sativus (Indian pea), 534 nucleotides. Lineage: Eukaryota; Viridiplantae; Streptophyta; Magnoliopsida; Fabales; Fabaceae. The record is from the annotation of a GenBank genome assembly.